Messenger RNA from Geodia barretti, 786 nucleotides. The record is from the annotation of a GenBank genome assembly. Lineage: Eukaryota; Metazoa; Porifera; Demospongiae; Tetractinellida; Geodiidae.
AUGGCUGCGAUUCGAGUGGUGAUCCAUGGCGCAACCGGCAAGAUGGGCGUCGAAACCGUCGCCGCCGUCUGCCGCGAAAGUGAUAUGGAGCUGGUCGGGGCCGUGUGCCGCACCGAUCGAGGCGGCGUGCUGUCCACGCCCUCCGGCGACGUCCCGCUGUCAACCGAUCUGUCACAGAUCCUGGACGACACCCGCCCCGACGCCAUGGUGGACUUCACCAACUCCGGCGUCUGCAUGGAGGCGUCUCACAUAGCCGCUGCCCGCAAGGUCAACCUGGUGCUGGGUUCCAGCGGCCUUAACGCGGACCACCACGCGCAGUUGGACGCCCUCGCCAACGACAACGGCGUGGGCAUCAUUGUUGCGCCCAAUUUCGCUCUUGGGGCCAUCGUGCUGAAAAAGCUGGCGGAACAGGCCGCGCCCUUCUUCGACUACGUCGACAUCGUGGAAUCCCACCACGAGAUGAAGAUCGACGCACCCUCCGGCUUCUCACUGGCCCUGGCCAACAGCCUGGCCGAGCAGAAGCAGUUCUCCCGCAAUGUGACGGAGAAAGAGAACCUGCCCGAGACGCGUGGCGGCAACGUCAACGGCGUCACUGUACACAGCGUUCGCCUUCCCGGGAGGAGCGCCCACCACGAGGUGGUCUUCGGCGCCGCCGGCCAGACCGUCACCCUGCGCCACGACACCCUGGGCCGCGACUGCUACAUGCCCGGCGUAGUCCGCUGCAUCCGCGAGGCCAACGCCCGCCCCGGCCUGGUGGUGGGCCUUGAGAAGGUCCUCGGCCUUUAG